Messenger RNA from Musa acuminata AAA Group (dessert banana), 1838 nucleotides. RefSeq lists its product as uncharacterized. NCBI's taxonomy places the organism in Eukaryota, Viridiplantae, Streptophyta, Magnoliopsida, Zingiberales, Musaceae. The transcript has 3 exons. Bases 979 to 1656 code for a protein of 225 amino acids. The record is from RefSeq and is a predicted model, not a curated record.
CUCCCUUCCUCACCCCACCCACCGACCCCCCCCCCCCCCGGGGGAGACUACGGUAGAUCUCAGAUCGGAACUCUCAUUGAUCGUUUCUCUCGGGUUAAUAUACGCGGUCGCGAGGACGGAGGAAGCUCGAAUCGGUUCCUUUCUUGCUCAAUUCAGCCAGGGAAGCAUGAAUUACAGCUGUGGAAGACAUUAAUCAUAUGUACUGGAAACAUUUAAAGUCUCUGAUGUCAAGUUCCUCUUGGAGUUUUGGCAGCAAUACAUAUGGGUGUAUGCAUCUGUAGCUAGGAUCUGCAAAUUGAUCAUUGUCAAGUAGUUCUUGUCGGGAAUCUGGCUUAAUAGGUGAAAACAGCACAUGCAUUUUAACUUAAUUGCUUCUUUGAUUUCAUUCUUGCAACUGAAUUCUUCGACUUGCAACUGAGGUAAUUGCUUAUUAUGACAACAAACUUAACACGUCAAAGGAUACAGGAUACUACCAUUUUUCUGUACCUUCUUAUGGAUUCUGGGCUCAAGAUUCUUUCAUGGAAGCAUGAGAUAUGACACAUAUAUUUAAAGUGUGUGAGAAGGUCUUAUGAUCUGUUUCAUCGAGUACUUUUGUCCUUCCACUAAGGCUGUUGUGGUUGGUAUUUUGCAGUCCUGGUGUUUUUAAUAUGGGUGAGCAUUUGUGCUGUGACAAUUUGGGGAAAAGAGCCAUCAGAAAUGCGUUAGCUAGAACUUAUCAUUUCUCUCUCCUCCUUUCUCCUGUUGUUUCCUUUUGGGAUUGCAUUUUUCGUAAAAUCAGAUAUUCCUUCAGACCGGAAUGGGUGUAGGUUUGUGGUAUUAACCUUUCAAGUAGUCUUUAUAUUUCUGGCAAAGAAUAGUUGGGAAGAUUUUUGAAAUUUUAGGUCGAAGCUCUAGAGUGGUUUCAGAAGUCAUCUUGUCUGGGUAUUAGUCAUUUGAAUAAAUAAGCUGAAAUUGACAUCUUAGAGGGAUAAUUAGUCAAUGGAGAAAGUAAAAUGUGGUCAGGUAAGUCCAGUCUUGAAGAAAGGAAAAAAGAAGCAGGCCAAGGGUGAGUUGGAUCGCCUGAAGCAGGCUGAGAAGAAAAAGAGGCGCUUAGAGAAAGCACUUGCAACCUCUGCAGCCAUACGUUCUGAAUUGGAGAAGAAAAAACAGAAGAAGAUAGAAGAACAGCAAAGGUUGGAUGCAGAAGGUGCUGCAAUCGCUGAGUCAGUUGCUCUUCAUGUCCUUGUAGGGGAGGACACAGAUGAAUCCUGUCAUUUCAUGGUGAAGGAUGCUAGUGAACAUAGCCCAUGGGAAUAUUCACAUAGUAUUGAUCAUUUAAUGGGUUAUCAAGGCUUAGCAAAAUAUUCUGGCAAUGGACUGGGGUGGGUAACCGAAGCACAUGUCCCUGCAUGGAAGUGUAACAAUUGGGGGAUCGGACUGCCGUUGCCAUCUCAAUUUCACCUGAAAGAUCUUCGCUCAUCAGCUUAUGAUGAAGCUGGUCGAGGAGCAGAUAUCUCCGCAGGAUUAGAGGCUGCACAGGCUGUUGCAUCACUGCAGAUUGCAGAAGAUUCACAUGGUGCUCGAUUUGAUGGUCAGGGAGCGGCAACUGUUGUUAUUAAUAAACUGCUGGGAGGCAGCAAUACCGGUGACAAAUUCAACAUUUACAGGAAGAUAUAACAUAAUUCUGAUAAGCUUGUAAAUAGCUAUAACAAAUUUCCCCUCGCUCUAGUGAGACUGCAUAUUUCUGUCGAGUUUUGCUCUAUAUCUUGCAAAAUGUUUGUAUUGUGAUAAUGUGUUUGAAAGAGGCUCUCAUUUUUAUGCAGUUUGGUAAUAACUAUAUGUAUAUUGUUACUUGUUCA